ACGGGUAGCAGGAAGGCCAAAUGUGUUCAGGGUAAACAUUCCGUAUUUCCUGAAUUGCGAACUGUAAUAUUGUCUAGUAGAACAGCAGCUAGUGUAGUGUAGUUAAUUCUCUUUAAUAAAGCUCAGUUUACAGUAUGGCGAGAAACAUUUCCAUCAGAUUUGAUGAUUAAGGUUAGUAAAUGUUGUGGAUUUAAUCAGACUGCAUUAAACAGUGUAGAGUUGUGUAAUGGCAUUGUCCUUGUCUUUGAGUCGAGCUGCACAUCGUCACUGUGUGCUGCAGUUAAUAACGUGGAGAAAGUCACAGCAGCUUCUGUGUGGAAACCUCAGAAGCUUUGGCACAAAGUCGGAGCGAGAUCGGCCCAUUCCCAAGAUUUACACCAAAACAGGAGACAAAGGAUUUUCCAGCACUUUCACAGGAGAGAGGCGGCCCAAAGAGGAUCGUGUUUUUGAAGCUUUGGGUACGCCCAAUACAAUUUCAGGUCUCUGUUUUUAAAAUUAAUAUUACCCU
Molecule: messenger RNA, 508 nt
Organism: Hemibagrus wyckioides
Lineage: Eukaryota; Metazoa; Chordata; Actinopteri; Siluriformes; Bagridae
Product: corrinoid adenosyltransferase MMAB-like
Exons: 3
Coding region: 227-493 (88 amino acids)
Molecular function (GO): corrinoid adenosyltransferase activity
Source: RefSeq, a predicted model, not a curated record